Molecule: messenger RNA, 1162 nt
Organism: Nerophis ophidion (straightnose pipefish)
Lineage: Eukaryota; Metazoa; Chordata; Actinopteri; Syngnathiformes; Syngnathidae
Exons: 3
Coding region: 66-668 (200 amino acids)
Source: RefSeq, a predicted model, not a curated record
UGUUACAGGAAUGUUUUAAAUACCCUUGAAGAAGGAUCAAACGUCACGUCAGUUGUACUCUGGCCAUGUCUUCUCCAUCACUUACACGCCGCGCUUUGUUCCUGACCUUGGUGGCGCUGCAGUGGCGCCCGGCGCUCCUCCACGCCAUCCCCUGUCAGGACGUCCUGGACACGCUCAAGUCCGUCACCGCGCUGCUGGGCUUCGAGACCAAACUCCUGCUGCAGGAAUACAAACUGUUCCACGGUCUGACCAAGGUGACGCCCAGCAAGGUUCCCGACGCCAGCGUGGUGGGCGCCGACUUCCCGGAGCAGCUGCAAGACAUCUUCGCCAAGAGCGUGCAGUACAGCAGGCGCAUGGAGUACGUGGAGCAGUACCAGACCCAGGACUGGGGUAACCCGGAGUCCGUGGGCCAGGUUCUGCGCCGAGUCAAGUUUGGUCUUUACAGCCAAACCAACCUUUUGAGGGUUCUGGCCCGGCAAGUCCAGCCCGAGGUCCUCCUGGCCACGGAGGAGCCUCCCCCGCCCUCGGACAACCACGGCUACGCCAAGAAGAUGUACGGCUUGAGGGCCAUCGUGGGCCUGAGGGACUGGCUCACGAGAGUCCUUCAGACCCUACAGGAGGCCCGGCAGGUGUGCCAUGACCAGACCCUGACCACCCGGACCUACUGAAGGAUUAUAUUCUGGCUUUGCACUGAGGCUGACCACCAAGUCAGGAAGACUUCAGGCGGCUGACCUCCAAAUCCUGAUCCCCAAAAAAUGGUCGGGUCUGAAGUAGCUUUUAGUUUUAAAGUCUUUUAGUUUUCUAUUCAAACUGCACUUUUCACCGAAGACCAAAGUCCAGAUGGAAGGAGGAAGUCUGAGGCAGAUUUCUCCCGUUAAAAAGUACCAAACAAGUAGCGGUGUAGAGGUCAAGUUACACAGCUCACGCUUUUACUUUGAAAGUCCACUUCCUGUGGAGUGCUGCAGAGGCUCCCAGCUUGACAACGCUUCUUCCCACGUCAUCAAACGCACCACCGCCACUAACGAGAAGUCAAGCUAUUUUUGUACGGACAUUUUUUACUCAGGUUUUUAUUUAUUCGCGGUAUUUUUUUCUAGGGGUGUAAUUUUUUUAAAGUUUAUUUUUUCUACGAUGUUUUUAUUAAAAUGUGUACAAGCACCUUUUA